Messenger RNA from Saccostrea cuccullata (small rock oyster), 1541 nucleotides. RefSeq lists its product as uncharacterized. The transcript has 3 exons. Lineage: Eukaryota; Metazoa; Mollusca; Bivalvia; Ostreida; Ostreidae. Bases 39 to 1436 code for a protein of 465 amino acids. The record is from RefSeq and is a predicted model, not a curated record.
GUCUGCCUGUACCCACUUCAGAAAAUGUUACCUCUAAAAUGCAAGCUACACAACUGUUGUCCUUGUCAGAUUAUUUUGCGAUCACACCUCAUCAUGAUUAUUUUCUGUCUUUAAACUCAAAAGAUUUGACAGAUUGCGUACAUGGGACUUCUAUUUUAUGUUAUUCUAAUUGGGCCCAGUCGCCUAUAACUGUCCCUGAUUGUACCAUGGCUCUGUUCGCAAAUGAUGUUCGAAAAAUUAAAGAGUUGUGCAACUUUAGAUACCUUCAAAAUCUGUUAAAAUCAAACAUUUUGGAAUUAUCUCCAACUUCUGUGCUGUUAUAUAACACUCCCACUGUAGUCCUAGAUUGCCCAAAAGAAAAGAAGGUUUUGAAAGGUUGUGCUUUUUGUGUAUUGCAUAUUCCAUGUAGGUGUUCAUUAUCCACAGAAGCAUUGUUCUUUGCACCACGCUUGGUCAAUUGUUAUAAGUCAUCAUCAAAUUUCUCUGCUAUUCAUCUUGUAAAUUUAGCCCUAUUACAAGAAUUUUUUGAUGAGUCUAAAAUUAAGGUAUUAGGGGUUUCUAAGUCAUCAGUUAUGUUUUUGGAAAUACUUAUUUUCCAAACACCUAUAAAUAUGCCCAUUCCUGAAUUUGUAUUUUACAACCAUACUAUGCAUGAUGUUUUAGCCAAUGAUCAAAAAGCCCAUUUGAAUUUGAAGAAAAUAGCCAAAGCAGUAAAGAACGACCAGAAAAUUUUUAAAUCUCUUGCUGAACCUUUGUUAGAUGGCCAAAUUGAAAUUCCUCAGGAAUGGCCCAAUACCUCUGACAUCAUUACUUUAGUGUCUUUAUGCUUAGCAGCUUUAUGCUUAGUAGUAUGUAUCUUAUUAUGCAUCAAGGUCAGAAAAAUUUGCACUACCUUAUUAAUUUUGAAAGAGGUCCAACAUGCUUCCUCUAAGGAUAUCCCCUCAUUUAUUUAUAGAAAACCUGUCACGGCCACACCUCCAAAUGAUACCACUGAUUGGUUAAGUGAGUUCACAUGGGUACAUGCUUCAGUUAUAAUAUCUGUCAUUGUUUUAGGAAUCCUUGUUAUGGUUGUGUAUCUCCUGUAUAAAGCUAAGUGUAAAAAAGGGUCAGUUGUAGCACUUGAGUUAACCUCAGGGGGAGACUGUGUGAUCAUCCCAAUUACACAAUUAUCAUUAUGUCCAUCAUACUAUACCAUCACAAAACCUACAAUUACAGAUAUUUCAGUCUCAAGCUUUCCAACAUGCAAAGUGUAUGCUACUUGGUCCAACUUUUCAGUCACAGACAAACAAACACAAACAACUAUACAAGUUCCAUCCAAAUUUUCAAUAAAUUGUUGGUUACACUACAGGGUAAGCAAAAUUCUCAAACAACCAUUCCGAGCAUACGUCAUAAUUGUACAUAACCAAUAUGCAUUUCACUUACAAAAGACAGAAUAAAACCACACUUCAUUAAAUGACCUAAACAGAAAAGAUUAAUUUGACAAAUUGUCUUAUUUCUUAUUCCUUUAUUUUUUUUUUUUCACUCAUUUCAAUUAAUUUAAU